AAGGGAAGGGGUAUCUGGGUGAGAGAGGAAAGUUUGGGGUCUGCUGGGGAGAAGGAUCAGACCGAGGGACAAUCCAGGUACAUUACACUUCCCUUGGUUAUGUCUGUGUAUGAUUUCUCUGACUACAGAAUCACAGGUUUACUUAGCUUGGGGGAAUGGGGGUUCAUUGUUUGUUUAAUAAUAAUCCAUGUUACGGUCUUGAAAACAAACAAUAGAUAGAGGAAAUAAAAGAGAAAUACUGUAUGUACUGUGGCUUGUAGCAAUCUUCUGUUGACAUCUGGGACGUGAAGCUCUGCCCAUUACCUUUGAGCUUCCUGGCAACUCCCAGGGUUAUAAAGUGAUUCUGAAACUCCUGGAGUGACCUGUGAAAACCGUGUGUGUGUUCUCAGCGUUCUCUCAGUCCCCGUGUUAAAGCAGAGACACUUCAUGAGAGCAGGGAGUUACAGCCAGGGAAAUGUUCUAAACAGGGCCUCCAGGCAUCUGCUGACAGGAAGAACGAACCAUUCAAGAUGCUUUUGGCAUACGUGAGGUGCAGCCGCCCCAGCAGGCUCUAGGACCUGGUGCAGCUGAGUCAGGAUGAUCCCUGUCCCUGGGUAGGUAAAGGUUGGAGUGCAAGAGCUUCGGACAUUUGGGCUUCGGACACCUCAACCCUUCUCUCCACCAUUUGGGAUUCAUUUGGACUACUGAACUCUUCUAACUUUUUUUGGUUUUCAACUUGAAGCUACUUUUUGAAAGAAAAACAAGAUGUCAAGAAAAAUUGUCCCAGGCUGCUUCUCUGCAAUGAUAUGGAAAAAACAUUUUUUCAAGGAGACCUGCUGCCAGUGUGGUGCUUCAGACAUGGAAAUCCAAAAUGAGGAGCUGGAGAAGAGAGGACGAGUAAGGAAGAGAAAGAAGAAAAAUGAAAAUAAACGUGUGAUCGUCUCUAAUUUGCCCUUUGGAAGCAAGAAGUGGAAGGAAAAUCCAAACAAAUACUACGACUCCAAUGAAAUCAAGACCACAAAAUAUACCGUCUUAACUUUCCUCCCCAAAAACAUCUAUGAGCAGUUUCACCGCUUUGCCAAUAUUUAUUUUGUGUUCAUUGCACUGCUGAAUUUUGUGCCAGUGGUGAAUGCUUUCCAGCCAGAGGUGUCUGUGAUCCCAAUUUGUGUUAUAAUGGCCGUUACAGCCAUUAAAGAUGCUUGGGAGGACUUCCGGAGGUACAAAUUGGACAAGGAAAUCAAUCAUAUGGGGUGCUACAUUUACAGCAGGGAGGAACACGCUUACGUGGAGAAGUGCUGGAAAGAUGUGAGAGUGGGGGACUUUGUGCAGCUGCAGUGUAACGAGAUCAUCCCAGCAGACAUCCUGCUGCUGCACUCCUCUGAUCAGAACGGGAUCUGCCACCUGGAAACUGCCAGCCUGGAUGGGGAGACCAACCUCAAACAGCGCCAGGUCGUGACGGGCUUCAGCAGCCAGGAUACUGUGUUUGAACCAGAACUUUUCCAAAACACCAUCGUCUGCGAAAUGCCAAAUAAUGAUCUCAAUAAAUUCAAAGGUUAUAUGGAGCUGCCAACCCAUGAACAGGUAGGUUGCAACAUUGAAAACCUCUUGCUUCGUGGAUGUACAAUCAGAAAUACUGAGGCCGCAGUAGGAAUUGUUAUAUAUGCAGGUCAUGAAACAAAGGCCAUGCUAAAUAACAGAGGUCCUCGUUACAAGCGCAGCAGAAUAGAGCAGCAGUUGAAUAUGGAUAUUUUCUUAUGUGUGGGACUCCUGUUUGUGAUGUGCCUUGUUGGAGCUGUAGGGCAUGGCAUUUGGACAGGAAACUUUUGGGAGCAUCCCCCUUAUGACGUCCCAGACAGCAAUGGCAAUUUUGUGUCUCCAGUUCUUGCUGGUUUCUACAUGUUCCUGACAAUGAUAAUCCUGCUGCAGAUUUUAAUCCCUAUAUCGCUUUAUGUGUCAAUUGAGUUGGUCAAACUGGUCCAAGUCUUCUUAAUUCACAAUGACAUUGACCUGUACGAUGAAGAAGCAGAUUUGCCCAUCCAGUGCCGUGCCCUCACUAUUACUGAAGACCUUGGACAAAUCCAGUAUAUCUUCUCAGACAAAACUGGGACACUCACAGAAAACAAAAUGGUAUUCCGACGUUGUACUGUUGAUGGAAUUGAGUUUUCCCAUCAGGAAAAUGACAGACGACUGAAAAUACAGAAAGAGCUGGAUUUAGAUCAUGAGGAUUUUGCAAAGCUUCAGCAUUUCACUCUCCCUCCCAUGAAUCUUGAGAGACCAGCCAAUUACAAGCACAACACCAUGAGGCCCUUGAGGAGGUGCCAGAGCGACCGUGCGCGCUCGCAGGGGCACAGGAGGAACAGGUCAGUCGGCCGCCGGGACAGCAACCAGUCUCAAGUGGCGUUCAGCAGCCCCAUCGAAAAGGAUGUGAUUCCUGAUAGCAGGCUGCUGAGGAGAGUGCGAGAAGCUGCCCUGCAGACAGAAAGUUUGUCUCCUUUUAUACAUGUGAAGACUUCCACAUCCUUUACUGACUUUUUUCUUGCUCUUGCCAUUUGCAACACAGUUCUGGUGUCCACUGCUACUGAGCCAAGACAAAGGGUCACAAUCCCACCACCAAUAAAACCUUCAGGAAUCACCCUGGAGAAAAUUCAUCAGAUAUUUCAAAGGCUUAAAUUAGCAAGCCUUAGUCAAUCUUUUUCAUCAUCUCAGUCUAGUUCACAGCUUGGUGCCAGCUUCAGUGCAAAGAACACAGAGGAGCCCCUUGCUGGGCUGGAGAGUUGUGGCAAUGAAAACGACUGCUCUGCCAGCAGCAGAGGCCAGGAACUGCAGGAGCAGGGCAGCACAGAUAUUGGUACUGCUUCACUGGAUGAGGUGUUUAGGUCUGCAGCUAACACUUCUCUGCCGACAGAGUUUUGUUACGAGGCUGAGAGCCCAGACGAGGCAGCUCUUGUCUACGCUGCCCAGGCCUACAGCUUCAUCCUUGUGUCCCGGACACCUGAACAGGUCACAGUGCAGCUGCCACAGGGCACGCUCCUGACCUUUGAUAUCCUCUACACCUUGGGAUUUGACUCGGUCAGGAAAAGGAUGUCUGUAGUGGUGAGACACCCUCUAACCAAGGAGAUUGUUGUCUACACGAAAGGUGCUGACUCUGUAAUUAUGGACCUGCUGGACGACUCUGCCAAAGGUGACAUUAGCACAGAGAAGAGACUGAAAAGAAUAAAAGAAAGAACACAGAAGCAUUUGGACUACUAUGCCCGUGAUGGACUGCGAACUCUGUGCAUAGCUAAGAAGGUCUUGAAUGAAGAUGACUUUCAAAAAUGGGCCAAUUUUCGUCGGGAGGCAGAAGCUGCAAUUGACAACAGGGAGGAGCUGUUAAUAGAGACAGCACAGCAUCUGGAGACCAAACUCACCCUGCUGGGAGCAACGGGGAUUGAAGAUCGUCUGCAAGAUGGAGUACCUGACACUAUUCUGUCUCUCCGAGAAGCUGGGAUAAAAAUCUGGGUGUUGACAGGAGACAAACAGGAGACAGCAGUUAACAUUGCAUACUCCUGUAAACUUCUGAACCAAAGGGACACUGUCUUCACCAUUAACACUGAAAAUAAGGAAACCUGCGAAUCCCUCUUGAACUUGACCCUGGAAGAGGUGAAGAAGAAUUACGAGGAUGACAAACCGCAGAGGAAGUUUCUCGGCAUCAUCCCAACAUCCUCCCCUGGGGUCCCCGAGGCGCCCAGCCCCGAGUUUGGGCUGGUGAUCGACGGGCGGACGCUGAGCACCAUCGUGCAGGGCGGGCUGGAGGAGAAGCUGCUGGCGCUGGCGCGGCGCUGCCGCUCCGUGCUCUGCUGCCGCGCCACGCCGCUGCACAAGAGCAUGGUGGUCAAGCUGGUGCGCAGGCAGCUGGGAGCCAUCACCCUCUCCAUAGGGGAUGGUGCAAACGAUGUAAGUAUGAUUCAAGCAGCUGAUGUUGGAAUUGGAGUGUCUGGCCAAGAAGGCAUGCAGGCUGUGAUGGCCAGUGACUUUGCAAUAUCCCGAUUUAAGCAUCUCAAAAAGCUCCUUCUUGUCCACGGCCACUGGUGCUAUACUCGCCUGGCAAAGAUGGUGAUUUACUUUUUCUACAAAAAUGUGUGCUAUGUGAACCUCCUCUUCUGGUACCAGUUCUUCUGUGGCUUCUCAGGCAGCUCCAUGGUGGAUUACUGGCAGAUGAUUUUUUUCAACCUCUUCUUCACCUCAGUGCCCCCUCUUCUCUUUGGAGUCCUUGAUAAAGAUGUUUCUGCAGAAACACUCCUACGUCUGCCCGAGCUCUACAAGAACGGACAAAAUUCAGAGAUAUACAACUUGUCAACUUUUAUUAUUACAAUGUUGGAUGCCUUCUAUCAAAGCCUCAUUUGCUUCUUUGUCCCCUAUUUGACGUACAAAGACUCUGACAUAGAUGUGUUUUCCUUUGGAAACCCCGUCAACACCAUCUCCCUCCUGACCAUUCUCUUGCACCAGGCUCUAGAAAUGAAAACAUGGACCGUGCUCCAGCUGGUGACGAUGAUCUGCAGCGUGGUUUUGUACCUCAUCUUCUCAGUGACCUACAACGCUGCCUGCCUGGUCUGCAACCCUCCCACCAACCCCUACUGGAUUAUGGAGAGACAGCUCAAAGACCCCAUCUUCUACCUGCUGUGCCUCAUUACCCCUGUCAUGGCACUCUUACCGAGGUUCUUUAUUUUUGCUCUACGAGGAGCCUUCGGAGCAUCUCUCAUUCUGAAAGCACAGCAAGUGGAUAAACUUCCUAAGGAGCAACAGGAUCUUGAAAUCCAGAAGCUAAGGUCAAGAAAAGAAGCUGCUUCUGGUGCACCUGUGGCAUCACCUGCAUCUAAUGAUGACCUUGACCAAAGCAUCAGGCACUUAUGUGUGUCACCAUUUCUACAUCCAGCAGCAGCCUUGUCUCACAGGGACACAGAAAAUCAGGGAGCUGCUGCCUCUGGGAGGAGGACAGAUGAGGAGGGCUUUUACUUCUUUAAUAGAUGGGCAGAGGAUGAAUGUGCUGCUACUGAUUCUUCAGCAGGGCCUUUCUCUGGAAAUCAUUCCCUUGUACCCAGAGGGGAAACAGCUCCUGGGCAGGAUGGUGGCAAAGAUUAUCCCAGCAACUUUAAUUACGGCAGCCACCGGCGGUCAGUGAGUUCAGUGACACUCUGAGGAGACAUUCAGACAUGGAACCCACAGCCCACGUGGAGAAGGACUCAACAGGGAAAAUAAAAAUGUUUGUGCUUAGCCAUUUUGCUCACUAGAAAUGGAGAGAGAGGCAACUGGAGUGGUGCUGUAGCAGCUUCAGCUGAAUGCAUGGUCUGGGUUUAUCAUUACUUGACUUUUUGAUCAUCCUGGUUUGGCCAUGUUACAGGAACAUUACAGGAGCAUCAUGCAGUUGCUGAGAAUUGCACAAUUACUUUAUUUCAACAACUAUUUUCGUAUCAUAUUAAUAGGGAAUACUUGUGAAGUUUCAAUAUUGUUAUUAUUAUGCUAUUCAGUUAAUAGAAAGAGAAUCCAUUCUUUUCUAAACCUAGUCGUAAAGCAACGCAUCCCACUCUAGAUUUUUACUAUCAAAAUCUUAAAAAGAGCUUAGUAGCUUAAAAAUUAUAAUUCUUCAUUAAAAUUAUUACCUGGAGAUACUAAAGGUACUUGCAGAAUAACAGCAAUGGAGAGACAUUAGAGAAUGUUCCAGGUUUUAAUCUAUGUACUUAACAUAUACAACAGUAUCAGCUCUACAGCUUGUUGUGCCUGAAGAGUAAGCUUAGGAUUUUUAUGCAGAUAUCAGUUUGACGUGAUAGUGUUAGAAAAAGGACAAAUGAGCUUAUAAAGAUGAAGAAUACAAAUACUGAACUGUGUGAACUGCCAAGACACCUCAGUGAGAAGUGGAGUCUACUUCUUCAUACAUGCAAAAGUAGACAGAUAUAACAAGUCAUAUUCAAGGAUUUGGGUCCUGGAAUUCUAAAGUUGUCCCUGAUUUUUCCUCUAGAAAUGCGGUUUCUUAUUUCAAUUCCCUGUAUUCUUAUGUGGUGCUGCUGCAUUCCAUCAAGUAUGAAUCAUGCACCUCCACACAGCUGGUCACACUCAUUGGUUGAUGGAUCUCAAUAAUGGAGAUUUUGACAAGCCAUAUAUGAAGGUCACUAACCACAUUGUAGUAAGUACAUGGUGUAAAAUGACCAAAAUAUGCAUAAUAUGUUAACUCUUUUGGUAUCUCAGGGCAAAAAGAUGCAGGAGAAAACCAUAAGCUGUCACCAUCAUAACUACUUAUUGCAAUGCAAUGAAAGGUGACUUUGGUAUUUCUUAUAGAAAUGUUGACUAGUAAGAUCAUUUCCCAAGGUUUUCUUCACAAUGUGGGAUGAAAUCUUACCUAGUUUAAAAUUCAAACCAUCUAGGCUUUUGUGAAUCUACCACUGGUUCUGAUUUAAUACGUUUUUAGCCUUUUUUAUACAUGCUGGUUUCAGCUAUUUACUAUCUAUGACAACAUGUGAUCUUUCUAAUAACCUAUUUAGCAAAUGCUAAUUUAACUCCUAUAUGUUAUAAUAAUUACUGUAGCUAGAGUCUUCAAGUUAUUACUUUGAAACAACUCAGGCAAAAUUGAGUAGCAUAUCUCCCACUGAGGUUUCUGGUAGCCAGAGCAAGAUAAUACAUAAGAACUCCUUUUGUUAGAGUAUUAAUUGUCAGCAGUUAAACAAUUCAGUAAGAGAUUUUUUUGCUUGAUGAACAAAAUGAAAGAAAUUAGGUAUAAAUGAGAUUAUUGUUAAUGGAGGGUGAGAUUGCUCAAAUGUUUGCUCACUAGCUGGGAAUGGACCUGGGGCAACAAGACUAAAGAUCAGUCCUUUACCAUUCACAGCUUUUUUUUUUUACAUUAAAUGGUCCAUUUCCUUUAAACUUAAAGAAGAUGUCAAUUCAUUACACAUUGUACUAUAAAAUGUGAAGUGUUUCAUAGAAAUAAGCGUGAUAAGAUCAUGCCUUGCUGUGUUGUUGAGAGGACAGAAGCAGAGGUGAAGGAGUGCUUUUCCUACUGGCACCCACGAGCAGCAAACUCACAUUUCCUCUGCACAGUAGGAACAUUUAUCAGAAGAACUAGGUGACAAAUGCAUCUGAAUGUGCAAGGGGCUAGACAGGCUGUGUUUAACCAAAUCUGGAUGACUUCCUGAAUUGAAUGCUGCCUGUAUGCCUUUCCUGAACUGAAAGCCAAGAGUUAAUCUCAUGUUUUCUCAUCAGUCUCUGCAAAGCAGUUCUGCCAUGCAUUUUGCCCAGCAGAAUAGGGUCAGAAAUAGCACAGAGGGGAGGGUCCUUUAAAGACAGGGAGGGAAAACAGGAUUGAUUAGGAACUCCAGCCAAAUAACCCCUAGAUACUAUUUAGUGAUACAUUUCCUGCUAUGUCUGGGAACAAAAGAAGAGGAAGAGUCCUUUUCUAAGUAGUUUCUAGGCUUUAAGCAAAAAAAGUUGUGUCAGUUAAAAGAAAGAAAUAAAUAAUCCAAUUUUGCAUGGGUGCCUUAAAUAAUUCUGUAGCUAAACAUACAAAGUGAUAAUUCUAUGUGUGGUAGAUUACCACAAGUGGUCCAGUGGACAAAUUUACCUGGAGAGUUUGCAACAUAGAGGAAAACCACCCCUUCAUUUCCCUUGAUCCUUGAGGAGAGAGAAAGCUGAAAUAAACAGAAAUGAAAGGCAGCACCAUGCAAGGCUUGACCUCUGCAUUCCAACUGGCUCCAGAACUUUCUGUAUCUCCCCUCCUGGGUGACAGUGCUGCCAGCUGCCCUCCAAAGCAGAUGCUGUCUCAGCUCUGGACCCGUAUUAACUGCUAAACAGUGUGAUCUUCCUUCUGCUCCUGGCUAUGCACUUCCCAUGAACUAUCUCAUAUUAAAAAAAUGUCAAACAGGCACUUACAUCCCUUUGAUCAUGAGGUAAAUUAGCGGAGACUAUCCAGCCUUUGGGGAUGUAAGAUCAAGAGAAAAAACUUUUUUUUGCAAAGAAAACAAGCCUACAGCUAGACAGAAAAUCUCCUAAGGAAUUUCUUUGGAAGAAGGGAAGUAUAUUUACUAAAUGGGUUAUUUAGACCUAACUGGAUUUCCAAGGUAGCUUUAUUUAUUUAUUUCAAGACAUAUUUAAUAAUACUGUCAAGGUCCAUGUUCCAUUAGUUCUAAUGGCAAUACUUUGUAACAGAACAGGUGUCUAAUUUUUAAUGUAUCCUCUGGUGAUAUUCAAUAUUUCAUAUGCUUGGACAAUAAAACAUUAA
Prinia subflava (tawny-flanked prinia) is the source of this 8221-nucleotide messenger RNA. RefSeq names its product ATPase phospholipid transporting 10B (putative) (gene ATP10B). The transcript is spliced from 21 exons. The record is from RefSeq and is a predicted model, not a curated record. Gene Ontology annotation, biological process: phospholipid translocation. NCBI's taxonomy places the organism in Eukaryota, Metazoa, Chordata, Aves, Passeriformes, Cisticolidae. Gene Ontology annotation, cellular component: plasma membrane. Gene Ontology annotation, molecular function: ATP binding; ATPase-coupled intramembrane lipid carrier activity; magnesium ion binding. The coding region runs from base 745 to 5154 and encodes 1469 amino acids.